Marmota monax (woodchuck) is the source of this 805-nucleotide messenger RNA. RefSeq names its product ubiquitin conjugating enzyme E2 C (gene Ube2c). The transcript has 6 exons. Bases 83 to 622 code for a protein of 179 amino acids. The record is from RefSeq and is a predicted model, not a curated record. NCBI's taxonomy places the organism in Eukaryota, Metazoa, Chordata, Mammalia, Rodentia, Sciuridae.
UCAAACGCGGGCGGGCGGGCCCGCAGCCCUGCAGUUGCCGUCCUGUUCUCCGAGUUCCUGUCUCCCUACCAGCGCUGCUGGGAUGGCCUCGCAAAACCGGGACCCAGCCGCCGCCAGCGUCGCUGCAGCGCGUAAAGGAGCCGAGCCCAGCGGGGGCGCCGCCCGGGGCCCUGUGGGCAAGAGGCUACAGCAGGAGCUGAUGACCCUCAUGAUGUCUGGUGACAAAGGAAUUUCUGCCUUCCCUGAAUCAGACAAUCUUUUCAAAUGGGUAGGGACCAUCCAUGGAGCAGCUGGCACAGUGUAUGAAGACCUGAGGUACAAGCUGUCCUUAGAGUUCCCCAGUGGCUACCCCUACAACGCUCCCACAGUGAAGUUCCUCACACCCUGCUACCACCCCAACGUGGACACUCAGGGCAACAUCUGCCUGGACAUCCUCAAGGACAAGUGGUCUGCCCUGUAUGACGUCAGGACCAUCCUGCUGUCCAUCCAGAGCCUGUUAGGAGAACCCAACAUCGACAGCCCUCUGAACACACAUGCUGCUGAGCUCUGGAAAAACCCCACAGCUUUUAAGAAGUACCUGCAAGAAACCUACUCGAAGCAGGUCUCCAGCCAGGAGCCCUGACCGGGGUUGUCCAGCUCUCUGUUGAUUUCUCCUUAGGUAGCCUGUCCUCUUCUUGGUUCUUGUAUAGGACUAUGUAUCUUGAGCUGUGGUAUUAUUUUUGUUUUGUUUCUGUCUUUUAAAUUAAGUGUGGUUGAGCCCCUGCGAUGUAUAUUAAAUAAAUACAUUUUGGUUGGUUUUUGUAAA